Messenger RNA from Chrysoperla carnea, 650 nucleotides. It is a transcript of the gene DCTN6-p27, whose product is annotated as dynactin subunit 6. Gene Ontology annotation, biological process: mitotic spindle organization. Gene Ontology annotation, molecular function: dynein complex binding. The record is from RefSeq and is a predicted model, not a curated record. The coding region runs from base 63 to 620 and encodes 185 amino acids. The transcript has 4 exons. Gene Ontology annotation, cellular component: dynactin complex. NCBI's taxonomy places the organism in Eukaryota, Metazoa, Arthropoda, Insecta, Neuroptera, Chrysopidae.
CACUUUCUAAACAUAUUGACAGUUGUCUUGUCUGUCAAAAUUAGUGAAAAUCUUUAUUUAAAAUGUCAAUCCCAAAAAAUGAUAUUAAAAUAACUGUAGGAGCAACUGUUUGUGAAGAAUCGAAAUUACGAGGUGAUAUUACAAUUGGUGCGGGAUGUAUAAUACAUCCAAAAGCAACAAUUCUUGCUGAAGCCGGUCCUAUUGUAAUUGGUGAUGGAUGUUUAAUUGAAGAAUUAGCAGUAAUUAUUCACAAAUUACCAAUCGAUGCACCAAAAUUGAACGAUGGAGAAUCACCACCCAUUUUACAUAUUGGGCCAAACAAUGUGUUUGAAGUUGGUUGUGUGUGUGAAUUAUCUGAAAGUAUUGGACAAAAUAAUGUUAUAGAAUGUAAGGCUUAUGUAGGACCAAAGGUAAAAAUUACCAAUGGAUGCAUAAUUGGGGCGGCUUGUCGAAUCACUCGACCACAAACUAUUAAGGAGAACAUCAUUAUUUAUGGCGAAGAAUGUUUACAACGUGAAGGUCUCGAUAAACCUACUCCACAAACAUUGCAAAUUGACUUUUUAUCAAGAGUUUUACCAAGUUAUCAUCAUUUGAAGAGGCCUAACAGAAAAGUGAACUAAAAAAAGUGUAUCUUUAAAAUAAUUUAUGUA